Molecule: messenger RNA, 664 nt
Organism: Cyphomyrmex costatus
Lineage: Eukaryota; Metazoa; Arthropoda; Insecta; Hymenoptera; Formicidae
Exons: 4
Coding region: 78-545 (155 amino acids)
Source: RefSeq, a predicted model, not a curated record
CAUCCUUGCGGGAAGUCGCGUUAUGUAACAAGCAAAUUUCCUUUGAUAUUGCUGGAAAGGAUAAUUCGACAAGAGAUAUGAGAAACGAGGAGGCUUGUAAAUUGAUGAUGUUCGCAGCAGUCGAAAACCACAGAGACGGAAAUGAGAUCUCGAAGCCUCAGAAAACUGCGACAAGCGAUAACGAGCGGCUGAUUGAUUUAACGGACAUAUCACGAAAGUAUAAGAUAGGUGUCUUAUCCAGCUCUAAUUCUAGCAUCAGCAGUACGCUGCUGGAUCAUGACAGAUCGACUAAUGGCGCGUUGAGUGCAGACGCGAUAAGAGUCGAGACUACCCCUGAGACGUCUCAUUCCGAGGGAGAGCUGUACAUGCCGAGCUCGUGCUCGUAUUCCCUCGGUGAGGUGCGCGUCCUGAGGAGGAAACGUGAUUUGAUUGAGGAUAAUAUGAUGGAUCGCGAUAGUAAUAUGACGGUCCUCGUCACCAGGAGUAUGCUAACGUCUUUGAACGAUUCCACGAUGUCUCUCCUGGGAAGCUCCGAACGUAUUUAGAAUGAGCCGCAGAUUCUACGACCUGGCACGUGACACUUCAACUUAUCACAGACGACAUUCUUCUUAGCGAUUUUUACUUGUGUCGCGAUAACAAGCUGUGCUAUCGAUUCAUACAGGAU